This is a messenger RNA of Closterium sp. Naga37s-1, 381 nucleotides long. Lineage: Eukaryota; Viridiplantae; Streptophyta; Zygnematophyceae; Desmidiales; Closteriaceae. The record is from the annotation of a GenBank genome assembly.
AUGGUACAAGCUGUGGGAGAUCAACGGCGACCCGGUCCGGGAACCAUGGUCCGGGAAGCAUGGUACAAGCUGUGGGAGAUCAACGGCGAUCCGGUCCGCUUCAUCUUCCUGCGCUCCUUCCACCAGCGCAUCCUCAAGCGCUUUCCAGGAACCUUCCAGCAGGUGCUAGACCUGGUAACCAUGGCGAUCAGCGCUCAGGCCGACAUGUUCCAUGGCUCCUUCGGGUCUCUCUUCUCCCUUCAGACCAUGCGCCUGCGCUAUGCCUUCAGCACAGCUUCAUGCAAAGACACCGCCCUGGGGGAUGAUUUCCUCUUGCCUGUUGAUACCUCCGCUGAUGUUGGCUGGCGGGUGCUCCUAGAUCUCCAGGACAACGGCUUAUAA